Molecule: messenger RNA, 2784 nt
Organism: Jatropha curcas
Lineage: Eukaryota; Viridiplantae; Streptophyta; Magnoliopsida; Malpighiales; Euphorbiaceae
Source: RefSeq, a predicted model, not a curated record
AAAGCAAGCACAGACCAGAGGGUUUGAGAGAGAGAGAGAGAGUGUUUCUCCAACUUGUAACACUUUCUUUGACAGCACUGUAUUUAGGAGAAAUUUUCUUUUAGCAGAAAAAAAAAAAAGAAAAAGGGAGAGAUAUUUUUGGUCGAAAUUCGAAAGAGAUUCUUUAAGCAUUUUAUUUCUGGAAAUCCUGUUCUAUUUUAUUUACAAGUAUUCACUUUCUGUUUGGGUGUUUAAUUCAGUUUCAGUUUUUGAAGCAUUUCUCAGCUGAAACUACACGUAAAAUUCCAUAAUUCAGAUCACAGAUUUGAAGGCAUCUGAGAUUUGAAGGUCUAUUGGUAAUUCUUACAGUAAAAAAUUAAUUCGGGAAUUGAAUAGUGUUCGACAAGAUUUUCUGAGGAAUGAAAAUUUUCAAAUGAACUCAUGAAACUGGCUAUCGGAAUCUUAACGUUCAAAUCGAGACCUAAAUUUGCUUAAGAAAGCAAAUGCACUUCCGAUCUCAGGCGGAGCUCCGACAGCUCUGAAAUUAUUCUGGUUUCGCCCGAGAUGCGGAUCUGAUAACGAGGAGAAGCAUUUGCAAGGAAAGAAGAGAAACGAAGAGAAAAAUCUACCUAAUUUUCAAAAUCUGGUGGCUCCAGAAUCAGAACAGUUUUAAUCUGAGAGAAUUGUGCUUUCCUCGGAGGAAUUUUAAUUCAGAGAAAAAAAAAUUGGUGAAUUUAUCAAAAAUAUCUCCGCCGUGGAUGGAGCUUCCUCAACAACAACGUCUCUUUGAAAGCGAAGAAGCAUAUUUUUUACAGGAAGAAAACCAACACACGACUUUCUUUCGCUGUACAGUCAUUCAACAGUCCAACAAGAUCCAAGGCCACCUUCUCAAGGUUACCUCAAAACUCAUGAUUUUCUACAACCACUGGAACGGGUAGGUAAGACCACUGCUACUAAAGAAGAAACCGGUAUAGAAAUUUCAUCGCUUGAAAGGCCUCCGCCUCCAGCACCACCACCCUCAGUGGAACACAUCCUUCCUGGAGGCAUUGGGACUUAUAGUAUUAGCCACAUUUCUAAUUAUUUCAAUCAAAGGAUUCCAAAACCGGAGGGCAGCACAAUGUUCAGCGUAGCUCAAGCAAGUAGUACAGAUAAAAAUGAUGAGCAUUCCAACUGCAGUUCUUAUACUGGAAGUGGAUUCUCACUGUGGGAAGAAUCUCAAUUGAAAAAGGGAAAGACAGGGAAGGAGAAUGAGGGAGAAAGAUCCAACACUGUAAGAGAGGCGGCGGCGACGGCUGGACAUUGGACAUCGUCGGAGAGGCCGUCACAGUCAUCGACGAAUAACCAUCGCAAUAGUUUCAGCCCUCUCUCUUCCUCUCAGCCAUCAGGGCAGAAGAGCCAUAGCUUUAUGGAAAUGAUAAAAUCAGCCAAAGGCAGUACGCAAGAUGAUAAUUUAGAUGAUGAGGAAGAGUUUGUUCUUAAAAAAGAAAGUUCUUCCCCUGUCCAUAAAGGGGAAUUGAGGGUGAAAGUGGAUGGGAAGAGCACCGAUCAGAAGGCUAACACGCCUCGGUCAAAACACUCUGCCACUGAGCAACGGAGGAGGAGCAAAAUAAAUGACAGAUUUCAGAUGUUGAGAGAACUCAUUCCUCAUGGUGACCAAAAGAGAGACAAGGCUUCAUUCCUAUUAGAGGUGAAAGAAUUGCUUAUAUUCUUCUGUUUCUUUAUCUUAGAGUACAAUUAUAGUGUAAUCUCAGAAUGUUGGCGGCAUCUUCAUAUUUUGCAGGUAAUUGAGUACAUUCAAUUUUUACAGGAGAAAGUACAAAAAUAUGAAGGGUCGUACCAAGGAUGGAACCACGAACCUGCAAAAUUGGUGCCAUGGAGAAAUGGUAACAGGCCCACUGAAAGUUAUGCUGAUCAAUCUCAAGGCAUAAAUGGUGGUGCUGGUCCUUCAAUACUGUUUGCUUCAAAAUUAGAUGAGAAAAACAAUACCCUUUCUACAACAAUUCCAGGAUGUGCACAGAACCCAGUAGAGUCUGAUAUAAAUUCAGUUAGUACCUUCAAACCGACAGAUCACCAUCCUGGAAUAACAAAUAGUGCAAUCCCUUUUCCUAUGUCGCUGCAGCCAAACUUCUUCAAUUCUGGUAGAAGUGGUGGCAUAGUCAAUCAACUUCCACCUAGAAUGGUAUCAGAUGCUGAAAACAUUGCAAAUCAACCUCAGCCCCAAUCACAUAAUACCAGAUUGUGUACAAGUGAUGGAGCUGUUGCUGCUGAUAAGCUGAAAGAACAGGAGCUUAGCAUUGAAGGUGGUACAAUUAACAUCUCAAGCGUGUACUCUCAAGGGUUGCUAAAUACUCUGACACAAGCACUGCAGAGUUCUGGAGUAGAUUUGUCACUGGCCAGCAUCUCAGUGCAAAUUCAGCUAGGAAAGCGAGCCAAUAGAAGACCAAUUCUUCCGACAUCCAUUGUUAAGGAUAACGAGGUCCCCUGUAGCAAUCAAGGGACAACACGGCCAAGAGUCUCAGAUGGAGAAGAAUCCGGUCAGGCCUUAAAGAAGCUCAAGACAAGUAAAACUCUGUGCCCAUCAUGAGGGUUUAUUCAUGUCUUCUUCUGGUUUAUAAACUAUCCAGUUGAGACCCAGAUGAUUUGUACAUGUAGUUGUUUUUCGUUUGUUAGGACGCACAGAUUUCCUAACGAACAAAAAUUUGUAUUAUUCAUUUUCCUUUUUAUGUAUCCUCAAAUAGGCUUCCAUAUUCUAAUGUAGAGAAGCUGCUUUUUCAUUAAAGCUUCUACUUAUGAUAAGUUUCUAAA